Helianthus annuus (common sunflower) is the source of this 1604-nucleotide messenger RNA. Its product is annotated as alcohol dehydrogenase 2. The transcript has 10 exons. Gene Ontology annotation, biological process: formaldehyde catabolic process. Gene Ontology annotation, molecular function: zinc ion binding; S-(hydroxymethyl)glutathione dehydrogenase [NAD(P)+] activity. Lineage: Eukaryota; Viridiplantae; Streptophyta; Magnoliopsida; Asterales; Asteraceae. The record is from RefSeq and is a predicted model, not a curated record. Bases 400 to 1437 code for a protein of 345 amino acids. Gene Ontology annotation, cellular component: cytosol.
CAAUAAUCAAAACAAAUUAAUCUCAUUCCAAGAAUAUUCUCUGUUCAGCGAUCAAACAAAAGUAUGUCGUCGACUACUACAGGCCAGGUUAUUCGAUGCAAAGUGCAGGUACAAGGUAUUUAAAUAUGCAGGAAAUAGAUCAUGCAUGCGAUAAAUCGGAAACGUGGAUGCACUACUAAAGGAACAUGGGUAACCAAUGAAAACAUGGACCUACAUCUAUAUGCAUGCAAAACCAACAGAAACGUGCAAAUUGUGAACAUAUCAAAAUAAACGUGCAGUGGUAACGGUACGAUACGUCAUGCUCCAAACACGCAUUGGGUCAAGGUGGUUGCUGCGGUGGCUUGGGAAGCCGGAAAACCGCUGGUGAUCGAAGAAGUGGAAGUGGCACCACCACAGAAAAUGGAAGUCCGGAUUAAGAUCCUCUUCACUUCCCUCUGCCACACUGAUGUUUACUUCUGGGAAGCCAAAGGGCAAAAUCCUGUAUUUCCAAGAAUUUUAGGACAUGAAGCGGGAGGGGUUGUGGAGAGUGUUGGGGAAGGAGUGACUGAUCUUCAGCCAGGGGAUCAUGUCCUUCCUGUUUUCACCGGAGAGUGCAAAGAGUGUGCUCACUGUAAGUCCGAAGAGAGCAACAUGUGUGAUCUUCUCAGGAUCAACACCGACAGGGGAGUCAUGCUUCACGAUCAGAAAUCUAGAUUCUCGAUCAACGGCAAACCCAUCUUCCAUUUUGUUGGGACUUCUACUUUCAGCGAGUACACGGUUGUUCAUGUUGGAUGUCUUGCAAAGAUCAACCCUCUUGCUCCUCUUGAUAAAGUUUGUGUCCUCAGCUGUGGGAUCUCCACAGGGCUAGGAGCUACUCUGAAUGUUGCAAAGCCAAAAAAAGGCUCUUCGGUGGCGGUUUUCGGUCUGGGAGCUGUGGGACUUGCUGCUGCUGAAGGUGCAAGAAUUGCUGGUGCUUCAAGGAUCAUUGGGGUUGAUCUCAAUGCCAAUAGAUUUGAGCUUGCAAAGAAAUUUGGGGUUACAGAGUUUGUGAACCCAAAAGAUUACAAUAAGCCAGUGCAAGAAGUGAUUGCGGAGAUGAUUAAUGGAGGAGUUGACAGGAGUGUUGAAUGCACUGGUCAUAUUGAUGCUAUGAUCUCUGCUUUUGAAUGUGUUCAUGAUGGUUGGGGUGUUGCUGUUCUAGUGGGUGUUCCGCAUAAAGACGCCGUGUUCAAGACCAGUCCCAUGAAUCUGUUGAACGAAAGGACUUUGAAGGGGACCUUCUUUGGAAACUAUAAACCGCGAUCUGACAUUCCUUCGGUUGUUGAAAAGUAUAUGAACAAGGAACUUGAAGUGGAGAAAUUCAUAACACAUGAAGUUCCAUUUUCAGAGAUCAAUAAGGCCUUUGAUUUGAUGCUUAAAGGUGAAGGUCUUCGUUGCAUUAUUCGUAUGGAUGCUUAAAGUGAAAGUCGUUAUUCUUAAAUAUGUGUUAUAUUAUUACUUAUAACGUUGUUAGUCGUCUUUCAUCUUACAUGUAAAUGUACUCUUGAGGUCUGUUGUCAAAAGACUCUCGGUUUGUCAUGAGUUAUUUGAAUAAGAUUAAUGUUCAUCAGGAUUUUAAUUAAAAA